Molecule: messenger RNA, 2854 nt
Organism: Musca domestica (house fly)
Lineage: Eukaryota; Metazoa; Arthropoda; Insecta; Diptera; Muscidae
Gene: Sec61alpha
Product: protein transport protein Sec61 subunit alpha
Exons: 4
Coding region: 217-1647 (476 amino acids)
Biological process (GO): SRP-dependent cotranslational protein targeting to membrane, translocation; post-translational protein targeting to membrane, translocation
Cellular component (GO): Sec61 translocon complex; membrane
Molecular function (GO): ribosome binding; transmembrane protein transporter activity; signal sequence receptor activity
Source: RefSeq, a predicted model, not a curated record
CUUGCUUGUAUUUGGUUCAUUCAAUUUUAAACGUCGGUACUUUAGGUUUGCGUGCUCUCGUGGUGGAGUUUGAAGAGAUUUGUUCCAGCCCAAUUUGACGAAAUCAUAUUGGGGGAAUAUAUUUCACUUUCUAUAUUACUGACUGAUCGGUUGAGUGCGGAGAAUAAUUCAUAAAUAUUUACGAGAAACGCUUUAAAUACAAUAAACAAUUAAAUCAUGGGAAUUAAAUUCCUCGAAGUCAUAAAGCCCUUCUGCAGUAUACUGCCAGAAAUUGCCAAACCUGAACGCAAGAUCCAAUUCAGAGAGAAAGUGCUAUGGACCGCCAUAACGCUCUUCAUCUUCUUGGUAUGCUGUCAAAUCCCUCUCUUCGGUAUCAUGAGUUCCGACUCCGCUGAUCCUUUCUAUUGGAUUCGUGUGAUUUUGGCCUCAAAUCGUGGUACCCUCAUGGAAUUGGGUAUUUCUCCCAUUGUUACAUCUGGCUUGAUUAUGCAAUUGUUGGCUGGUGCCAAAAUCAUCGAAGUUGGUGACACUCCCAAGGAUCGUGCUUUGUUCAAUGGCGCCCAAAAACUCUUUGGUAUGGUCAUUACCAUUGGUCAAGCCAUUGUUUAUGUGAUGACUGGCAUGUAUGGCGAUCCAUCUGAAAUUGGUGCCGGUGUCUGCUUGUUGAUCAUCAUUCAAUUGUUUGCCGCCGGUUUGAUUGUCUUGUUGUUGGAUGAACUGUUACAGAAGGGUUAUGGUUUGGGAUCCGGUAUUUCUCUCUUCAUUGCCACCAACAUUUGCGAGACAAUUGUGUGGAAGGCUUUCUCUCCCACCACUGUUACAACUGGACGUGGUACUGAAUUCGAAGGAGCUGUCAUUGCCUUGUUCCACUUAAUGGCCACCCGCAACGAUAAGGUACGUGCCUUGCGUGAAGCCUUCUACCGUCAAAACUUGCCCAACUUGAUGAACUUGUUGGCCACCGUUCUCGUUUUCGCCGUUGUCAUCUACUUCCAAGGUUUCCGUGUCGAUUUGCCCAUCAAGUCGGCCCGUUAUCGCGGUCAAUACAGCAGCUAUCCCAUCAAACUGUUCUACACCUCCAACAUUCCCAUCAUCUUGCAAUCCGCCCUCGUAUCCAACUUGUAUGUCAUCUCGCAAAUGUUGGCUGUUAAGUUCCAAGGAAACUUCUUCAUCAACCUGCUCGGCGUUUGGGCUGAUGUUGGUGGUGGCGGCCCAGCUCGCUCCUACCCCAUUGGCGGUCUUUGCUACUAUUUAUCGCCACCCGAAAGUGUUGGUCACAUCUUAACCGAUCCCAUUCAUGCCAUUCUUUACAUUGUCUUCAUGUUGGGCUCUUGCGCUUUCUUCUCAAAGACAUGGAUUGAUGUAUCUGGAAGCUCUGCCAAGGAUGUUGCUAAACAAUUGAAAGAACAACACAUGGUUAUGCGUGGCCAUCGUGAAAAUUCUAUGAUCCAUGAAUUGAACCGUUAUAUUCCCACAGCUGCUGCCUUCGGUGGUUUGUGCAUUGGCGCUCUGUCUGUUUUGGCCGAUUUCUUGGGUGCCAUCGGAUCUGGUACCGGUAUCCUGUUGGCUGUCACCAUCAUCUAUCAGUACUUCGAAAUCUUCGUUAAGGAACAAUCCGAAAUGGGUGGUAUGGGCACGCUGCUGUUCUAAGCAUAUCCAAAAAUACAGCUUAAAGCAAAGUGUGUUUAUGUUGUAUGUUUAGAUUCAUAAGCAACUAUCCGAAACAUUUUACGCUUCGGAUUUUUAUAAUAAUUCUCUGUAAUUUACUUACUUACCCAUUACAACAACAAAAAAGUGAGGCGCAGAGGUGCGGGGAGUGAAUCAAACGAAAAAUGUUAGCCAAGUAUUUCUAAAUUUUCUUAGAGAUUUUUUAAAGAUGAGAUUCCUAGAUAUUCUUUUCACACCGACCGACCUCUGUAGUGAGAGAGUUGUUUUUAAGCUUUUUGUGUUUUGGUAAAACCUCAAAACAUGUUUGUUGUUUCCUUCUGAAAUUCCACUAAUUUAUUUGAGAACGUCAUUUCAUUGAAAGCGAUAAUAUGCCUCCAUCUACGCAUGAAAAUAUAUCAUUGAAUUUAAGUUUUUUUUGUAUCGAUUAAGUAAGAUUUACAAAAAAUAAAAACCCAACAAAGCUGUUGAUACUUUUUUACUACAGUACAAGACAAACAAUUUUUGGUUUCCUUUUUUAAGUUGGCAGUUGGGGUGGGUGUGAAAAGAUAUCAAACCAAAAAAACGUCCAUUGUAAUAUCUCUAAAACUUUCUAUUGACUAACAUUUUUCUGUAGAUCAUCCACUGAACUUAUCUGCGCCGUUAUUUUGUUAAUUCAUAGCAAAAAGAACUCGUACGAAAUAUGUAAUGAACACCUUUACGAAGCAAAGAAACAAUUAAAAAUCCACCUUUAGUAAUAGUUAUUUUUAUAAAAUAUUAAAAAUAAGAAGUCGACGUCAUCCUCUUUCCUUCCAUUAAUAAAGUCCUGAAAAAUCACUAAAACUUUCCUCGGGUUUUAUGUGCUAAACAAUUUAAAUAAUAUUUCGAGAUAAGAUAAGACAUUUAUCGCUUCGGCUACUGAAUCUAUAGCCUAUUUUAAAGUGUUUUUUUUUUUUGUCAUUCUUAUAAUAGUGUUUCUAAAACUGCUGUCGUUUCUUACUGCUAAAGACUGCUUCUACAUUUCUUUUUAUCCUUUUCAUUUUAAAACAGAAGAAAUCUGCAGUAAUUUUAGAAAUGCUAUUAAAAUCUUUUAUUUUCUUUUUAUUAAAUACGAUACAAUGAUUGUGAAAUUAUUAAAGAUAAUAAUGAAGUAAAUAGGUUCAAUAUUGAUUGUAAUAAGAAUUAAAAUACAAAAGAAAAUAAUUCAAAGAAA